AUGAUGAUGAAAUUACAGCAAUAUGACUCAACCAUCGUUUAUAAGAAAGGGUCAGAGAUGCUGCUAGCUGACACACUCAGUCGUCACCAUUUAGACAACUCCACCGACGAAGCACGCAGCGUCGACAGCGAUCUCGACCAAGUGGACAGUUUGGACGAAAUCAACGAAAUACUAAAUUGUGAAACAGCAACCAUAUUCCAAGAUCACACAACGAAAGAUCAAGACCUACAGCAAGUCAAAUCAUUCAUCCAGCCAGCCAGGAUGGCCCGAAAGCUCCAAAGAUCUAUUUCCAACAAUUACCCCGUACAUCCGUCUACGAGACGAAUUAACCACACAAGACGGCCUCGU
This is a messenger RNA of Paramuricea clavata, 348 nucleotides long. The record is from the annotation of a GenBank genome assembly. NCBI's taxonomy places the organism in Eukaryota, Metazoa, Cnidaria, Anthozoa, Malacalcyonacea, Plexauridae.